ACGACAGCUUAUGCUCGCCCAGCAGGGAGAGACAAUUGCAGCGGACGUGGCAGGUUGUCCCAAGUCCCCGCCUUUGGAAGCAUCGCUCUGUUUGCACGGCGCGGGACACCUUUUGCCUCUGCUCUCAGCGCUGGUCGUUAUCGAUGACACCUCUCUGCCUCUGCUCUCAACGUUGACCGAGAUCGCACCUGCGUCGAUUGAUAAAAGGGGGGUGCUUGCGAGGAAGGAAAGCGGAGGAAGGUGGUAGCUUUGUUGAUUGUUGAGCGUUGAGCGAGAGAGAGAAAAGGCGGGCGUUUGUACAUCCAGGGAGGAAAUCGGCAACUUCGGUGUUUUUUGCAAGCUCUGCUUGGCGGCCAUACACUCCGCGUUAGCUCAGCUGUUAACCAUGGGGCUCCUCGGAGAUAUGACGGCCGUUGUUUCGUCCUUCUCGACCGAAUAUGGCAAGACUCCAGCGAAGCUUAAGUUUGUUUACAUGCUGGCGGUGGGGUCAUUUCCUUUCAACUCCUUCUUAGCUGGAUUUCUCUCGUGCAUUGGCUCCGCAGUCUUAACAGUUUGCCUGAGGAUGCAGGUUAACAAGGAGAACAAAGAGUACAAGGAUCUUCCGCUGGAGCGCGCUUUUGCUGAUUACAUACUGGCAAACCUAGUCCUCCAUCUGGUGGUAAUGAACUUCAUUGGGUAGAAACCGUCUGCGGAUUUUGUAACACGUGACCAAAAUAUCAGAUAUACGCAGGUGAGAGUCUGUGGGGGGGGGAGGGGUGCGGCGAGUUUGGCACAGAGAGGUGAAGCAGGAGAGGCUCGUGGCGGCAAGGUCUCGGCGAGAGGAUGGAUGUUCGAAGAAGUUUGUGAGGAGGUUCAUUAAUUAACACUGUCGGGCAGGCGGGCGGGUGGGCGGGCGGGCAGUGAAACCAGGAACGCAAGGAGACGGGAGCAGUCUUUGACCCAGGUGGUCCCUUUUCUUCACCCUUGGAUCAGUUUUUGCUCCUGGAAUAUGUCACUGUCACUGGACCAUGGUUCACUGCGCACCGGGAAACCGGUUGCUGCUUUUGAGGUUGCGAAGGUCAAGGCUGGCUUUCGCACUAGGCAGGACCAGAGCAGCAGGAGCAGGAGCAGUUUUUGAACCUGGAAUUCCCUUGCCUUUGGGGGAUGGGAUCAGUUUUCGUUCCGGGAACAUUGUCCAUUGAACCAUGGUUCAUAAUCAUGCUUGAUGUGUGGUUAGCUCAUGAGAGUGGUUCAUGACCAUGGUCCGUCCAUGUGUGAUUCGCUCAUGAGAGUGGUUCACGAGUGUUUUUUAUGAACUGUCAGAGAGAGUUGUUCAUGACCACGGUUAAUGAAUAGUUAAUGGAUUGUUCAGGAGUGGUUCACCAGCGUAUACGGCGAAAGAAAACCAGCAAACGAAAACCAGUUGGAGCGAAAGAAAACCAGUCGGGUACGAAUGCCUCGUUUUCCAGCCCUCGGUGUAGAGGCGAUGACUGCGAGACGUAAUGAAAGGAGUUUUUCCGC
Chara braunii is the source of this 1500-nucleotide messenger RNA. The record is from the annotation of a GenBank genome assembly. Lineage: Eukaryota; Viridiplantae; Streptophyta; Charophyceae; Charales; Characeae.